AUGAUCGGCGGCGACGGCGGAAAGGAUGAUAAAGUGCCGGAGUUGCAGAUGGAGCGUCACAAACCCCUAACCGAGCACACACUCAACGAGCAGCUGAAGCGUAACAAAGCGCUCCUUGCGCAAUUAGGUCCGAGCUUACCCGACAAGGGAUGUGGAAGAAAUUUCGAAGGUCAUGCAUUCGACGAGCUCUGGUAUCUUGCAAGGGAAUACAGCGAAAGACACCUCAAAAAAGAUCUCGCGAUGGAUAUGGUAGAAGCAGAGCAUAUGAGGCUUGUUGCAGAGGUGAAAGAGAGAGUCGAUGAGAAGAUGAAGGAAGAGUUAUGA
Microthlaspi erraticum is the source of this 324-nucleotide messenger RNA. The record is from the annotation of a GenBank genome assembly. Lineage: Eukaryota; Viridiplantae; Streptophyta; Magnoliopsida; Brassicales; Brassicaceae.